AUGUCCGAAGGAAAUACACUGUUCCACCACGAAUCCUGGCUGGAACCAUGGUCCUCCCCGGACUUCCCUCGCAACGAAUCCUGCAUAGAGCGACAAAGACGGUUUAAAAACAAGCCGUGGUGGAAAAACAUCACGGAGCAAAGUCAGAUGCAAGAGCUUAUCGUGCGAUAUGCGUUUGAUGCGCGCUUUUGGCCAUGGGGGUUUAUGAUCUAUCGGACCACGUACUCCUCGAAAAAGGAUUGGCCUGCUGCACUCGACAAGCUCAACCGAUACUUUGAUAUAUUUUCUCCCGAUAAUGUCGACGACGCAAGCCGGAUAGUCAAAGAAGGACACCGCGAUAUUGUUAUCGAGGAUCCAGCUCUCGACGGUGUCUCACUAGAGUCGAUUCUAGCUAGUGGAGACCCAGAGCUACCUAGUACCAUACGCCCUACAGGGUACGUGAACGUACUUGACAUGAGCCAUAAUCCAGAGGACUCCGGGUACGAUGAGGGGCCGUUUUAUAACGGCUGCAUGCGACUUGACUUGACUGGGCUAUUCAAUCUGGCCUAUUACUGUGAAGCCAAGCCUCUUUGUGAGCUCUACAACUAUGUUGACGAUCCGGAUCUGGUGCCUUAUACGGAUGGGUAUGGUUGCUACAACGCACCUAAGAGCAUUCUUGUACAUCGGCGGAUUCUUAAAGCGGGAGGCUAUGAACUUGAACCAUGGUAG
This is a messenger RNA of Aspergillus terreus NIH2624, 708 nucleotides long. RefSeq lists its product as uncharacterized. The transcript is spliced from 2 exons. The record is from RefSeq and is a predicted model, not a curated record. The coding region runs from base 1 to 708 and encodes 235 amino acids. Lineage: Eukaryota; Fungi; Ascomycota; Eurotiomycetes; Eurotiales; Aspergillaceae.